Nicrophorus vespilloides is the source of this 709-nucleotide messenger RNA. RefSeq lists its product as uncharacterized. The record is from RefSeq and is a predicted model, not a curated record. NCBI's taxonomy places the organism in Eukaryota, Metazoa, Arthropoda, Insecta, Coleoptera, Silphidae. The transcript has 4 exons. Bases 277 to 654 code for a protein of 125 amino acids.
AUGAUGUUGUAAUAAAAGACAUUCGAAUUGUAUCCAUUAACUAACCUAACAACAACAUAAAGAAGUAGCUCUGUACACGUGCGUCAAACUUCAACAUAUUAGCAGAUUUACAUAGGUGUAUGGAAACUCCUUCGAAGCGGAUACAAUUCAUGCCGUUAAACCGUUACAACGAGAGAUCUACCAACAGAGAACGAUCCAAGUUCAACCAAGUUAACGUCACGAAGAAAUCAACUACACCAAAAAGGAAAUCAUAGGACUUUGUUAGGCUAAGAGAAAAUGGCAGUGAAAUAUCCGACCGAUUGGGACAUUAAUCAGUAUUACGACGAGACGGAGCCUCGACAGCACUGGGAACUUCGGAGGGAGUUCAUGGUCAAACACAAAGGACAAUUCUCGGAGGAUUAUCUGGUUUCGCUGGGGAGAACUUUCAUCAACAUCGAGAUGAUGGGAUGCGUAUAUCCGGUGGAAGUGAUGGACCGCAUCGCGCACAUGUCUGAGGAUAUCGCUGCGGCCUAUAGGGAUUCUAAGAAGUACAAGCUGCAGAGGACUUUUGUGAGUGCCAAAGAUGCGGCCGAGACAAAGUAUGGAGGUAACCGUCCAAAUCCCAACAUCGAUGCAAAUCAGCAUCUGCAGAAAUUCAGUUCAAUGAAUUUGUGAAAAAAUCUACAUUUCUUUUAUACACAUUUUAAUAAGACAAAUUUUAAUUAAUUAA